This is a messenger RNA of Spea bombifrons (plains spadefoot toad), 1188 nucleotides long. Its product is annotated as mucin-2-like. The record is from RefSeq and is a predicted model, not a curated record. The coding region runs from base 1 to 1188 and encodes 395 amino acids. The transcript has 5 exons. Lineage: Eukaryota; Metazoa; Chordata; Amphibia; Anura; Pelobatidae.
AUGGAUGCCAAAACAUGUGCCGAUUGUAAUGGGACCAAUGCCAUCUGUACACAGAAUACAAACUAUGUUACCUGCUCUUGCAAGCCUGGAUAUGCUGGAAAUGGCUACAAUUGCACACAACUAGUAUAUUGUAACACUGAAACAUGCUGUUUACCAGGUUAUGUCUGGGACACUGUCACAAAAACAUGCAUUGAUGUAAAUGAAUGCGCAACUCCAACACUGAACAAGUGUCUCUCUGGAAACUCGUCUGACUGCAUCAAUAGGGCCGGAAUGCACUUGUGCAUUAAUAACCAAAGCAAACUAUGUCCUGUUAACCCCUGUGAAAAAUAUAAAGACUGUAUGAAAGUAAAUAGUUCAAGCUCUGAGAUCAAGUGUGCUGAUCCAUGUGAAAAUUAUAGUUGGCUGGAUGGAUCAAGCAGACUCUACAAUAUCAGCUCCACUGGAAGGUUUUUAACUGACCGCUACAAUUUUGGAUGGUUCCGAUACUACAAUAGUUUGGGGAUAAAAUAUGGAUGUGUGGAAGCCUUGAAAUGUGGAUCACUUGAGCCAUUUACUUUAAAUGGCAGCCACCCCAGUAUCGAGGAAGGGGUGAAGUUGGUGCCUCUUAAUAUUAAUUCACUAACAGGCUGCCGAAGUGGAUCAUCUAUCCCCGUGAAGGCUUGCCCUGGAGGAUACUAUGUCUACAAGUUUUCAGGGAACCUAAAGUAUGAUGUCUAUUGCACAGAAUUCACUCCUCCCCCUGAGCUGCCAACCACUAAGUCGCCCACUACACAAACCACUGAUCCACCGACCACUAAGCCACCAACCACACCAACGCCUGAGCCGUCCACCACUACACAGACCACUGAGCCACCAACCACACCAACACCUGAGCCGUCCACCACUACACAGACCUCUGAGCCACCAACCACACCAACGCCUGAGCUGUCCACCACUACACAGACCACUGUGCCACCAACCACACCAACCCCUGAACUGUCCACCACUACACAGACCUCUGAGCCAUCCACCACUACACAGACCACUGAACCACCAACCACAACAACCCCUGAGCUGUCCACCACUACACAGACCACUGAGCUACCAACCACACCAACCCCUAAACCAUCCACCACUACACAGACCACUGUGCCACCAACCACACCAAUGCCUGAGCCGUCCACCACUACACAACCACUGAGCCACUAA